Antechinus flavipes (yellow-footed antechinus) is the source of this 1685-nucleotide messenger RNA. It is a transcript of the gene NDUFAF7, whose product is annotated as NADH:ubiquinone oxidoreductase complex assembly factor 7. The record is from RefSeq and is a predicted model, not a curated record. The coding region runs from base 56 to 1369 and encodes 437 amino acids. Gene Ontology annotation, biological process: mitochondrial respiratory chain complex I assembly. Gene Ontology annotation, cellular component: mitochondrion. Gene Ontology annotation, molecular function: protein-arginine omega-N symmetric methyltransferase activity. The transcript has 10 exons. NCBI's taxonomy places the organism in Eukaryota, Metazoa, Chordata, Mammalia, Dasyuromorphia, Dasyuridae.
GUUCCUGCGGCGGCGGCGGCGAGUUCUAGGCGCGUGCUGCGACUCCGGGUUCGGCAUGAGCGUCCUCUUGAGGGCCCGCGCGAGGCCGCUACCUCUAGCCCUGCGCGCGGUUAUUCCUUUCUUUUGGAAAGUGAAGUGCUUCAGCUCAGGAAAGAAGUCAACUGAAAACAAAACUAUUACUCCUAUGCUGCGGCACCUCACAUACAAAAUAAAGGCGACUGGCCCCAUUACAGUGGCUGAAUACAUGAAGGAAGUCUUGACUAACCCAGCCAAGGGCUACUAUGUACAUCAAGAUAUGAUAGGAGAAAGAGGAGACUUUAUUACUUCACCUGAAAUAAGUCAGAUCUUUGGAGAGUUACUAGGGAUUUGGUAUAUUAGUGAAUGGAUAGCUACUGGAAAAAGUUCAACUUUUCAGCUGGUGGAACUGGGCCCAGGUAGGGGCACUCUUACUGGUGAUAUUUUGAGGGUCUUCAGUCAGCUUGGGUCAGUGCUGAAAAACUGCGACAUUUCUAUACAUUUGGUGGAAGUAAGUCAAAAAUUAAGUGAAAUUCAAGCUCAGACACUGACUGAUGAGACAAUUGCCCUAAAGCAUGAUGCUGAAUCACCAGUAUAUAUGAAAGGUAUCACUAAGUCUGGAAUUCCCAUUUCCUGGUACCGGAAUCUACAAGAUGUGCCACAAGGUUAUAGCUUUUAUUUAGCACAUGAAUUUUUUGAUGCUCUUCCAGUGCAUAAGUUUCAGAAAACUCCACAAGGAUGGCGAGAAGUGUUUAUUGAUAUAGAUCCACAAGAUUCUGAUAAACUAAGAUUUGUUUUGGCUCCUUCUUCCACCCCAGCAGAAACUUUUAUUCAGUCCAAGGAAACAAGAGAUCAUGUGGAAGUAUGUCCUGAAGCCGGUGUUAUUAUUCAACUGCUUUCUGGACGUAUUGAAGAAAAUGGGGGUGCUGCUCUGAUUGCUGAUUAUGGACAUGAUGGGACAAAGAUGGACACUUUCAGAGGCUUUUGUGGUCACAAGCUUCAUGACGUCUUAAUUGCUCCAGGAACAGCCGACCUAACUGCAGAUGUGGACUUCAGCUACCUGCGUAAGAUGACUCAGGGGAGAGUGGCCUCUGUGGGACCCAUACAGCAGCAGCACUUUUUAAAAAACAUGGGCAUUGAUGUUCGAUUAAAGGUUCUUUUGGACAAUUCAAAUGACACUGCUACACGGCAACAACUAAUUCAUGGUUAUGAUAUGCUAAUGAAUCCCAAGAAGAUGGGAGAACGAUUUAAUUUUUUUGCUUUACUACCUCAUCAGAGACUUUCUAGCGGAAACACCAAUCAAAAAUCAUUACCCUCACCUGUAGCUGGCUUUGGGGAACUCACUUGGAAGUGAAACUUCAGUUUGGAUUCUUCUCUGUGUACUCACCUCCCCCAAAUACCUCCUUUCUCAUUUUGAGUUCCUCCCACAAAUAAAAACAAACUAAAGAAAUUUCACUUUCAACUUUGUGUACUAGAAGUAAAUUAUUUCAAAAUGCAUCAUCUUACUAUCUGUAAAUAAAAAUUAUGAUGGCUUGCUUUUGAAAUGGUCAUUACGAAAUUUUAAAGUUUUAUAUGGAUUUUUGGAUAUGAAGAAUGUGUUUGAUUUAGCAGUGAAUUUAAUAUGAAAAUGGAAAUUUCCUUUCAUUAAUAAAAUUAGUUGAUGAAUUCAA